AUGAGGGCGAGCGAAUCGCUGGACGGAGCGAGACCCGAAGGAAUCCUUAGAAGGUAUUUCCAACUCUUAGUUUUUGCAAAUACGUGCAGUCACUCCAAUUCUUCACCUCAAAAAGUUGUUUGCUGCGUGGACAGGAACCAAAUCUAGCCUCAUGAAUAAUUAUUAUCUCGCCUAUCCGUUUACUCCCUAUUCCUUAUUCCUUCCUCCUCUCCUAUUCCUAUUUCUCACAUAUUUUUGGCAUCCCGAAAACGAAACGAUCAGAAGAAUGAAACUAUCGGGGAUUAAGAACCUUAAUCACUACCUAACAGCUCUGAAAAUCGGCGGGUUCUCGGUCGGUGUCCACUUUUUUCUAAUGUUCUCGCUCGCUCACAAACAAGUUCGCGUCAUGUCCCCCUCCCCCGAGUGUGUCUCUUUUUCUAGCGUGUCGCGACCCCUAGCCAGGCUGAAAUAUGAUCACGUGUUUUUCACAAAAAAAAUAACAUAACAGAAUAGGGAUUCCUCCUCAUGCCUACCAAAGACCGCAAAAUCGACAGAACAGAUAUAUUCUCGCAGAAUGUUCAGUAUGGUUUUAAAAUAAGUUUUGUGAGUUUGAAGAAACACGCUGGGUGGUCGGAUUUUAUGGGAGCUUCCCUCAACUACUUUGCACUUUUCACAUGACCCACACUGCUCUGGGCGACCAUAAUAUUUGCCUUAACAAAAAAGUGCGUCUUUUUUUGCUCGACUUUUCCUCCCGUUCAAUUUUUUCUGCAUUUUUCGGGGGUGAAAGUCCACAUGUUGCUUGGAAAACGGAUGAUCCCCACUUGUUUUUCGUUUUCCCUUCUUUGGAACACUCAUCCAUACUUAAUGCACGUGCGAUAUCUCACGGGUAGUAAUGUUUUCUGGCUUCAUCUACCCCGGAGACGUGACUAAUCGACUUUUGCUUCUCUUAAUCCUAAUCUCUCGGUGAGAAGAAAAUGGUUAGUGAUAAGAGCUGAAAAGGGGGUGGAGAAAAGAGUAGGGGUGAGAACCGCUGAAAAUCGGAUUUGUUGUCAUGGAGAGCGCAGCCAAGCGGGAAAUCAGGUGCCGAUUGCGGACAACAUUCGUUGAGAUUAUUAGAAGAGUCAUCCACUCUGAAAGUUUUUGACUAUGUCAACCCUACAUUCGUAACAGUAGUUAGUAAUUGUCUUCGUUUGUCAGCGGAAAAGAUGAAGAUGCACAUGCAGUCAGAGAUAGGAAAUAUAAAAUUAUGCAACGCGCUUUCUCACAAACAUCUUCCUUACCCUAUCGGCACUUUUCUGUUCCCUCCUGUUAUGACGUUUUCUGUUUGACUUGCCAGUGCCCCCUUGCCGUUCAAAUCGCUUACGUAGGUCUGUGCCACGGCCGACAGUUUGCUGUUUGUGCGCUUUUUUCGGUGAGACUUCGAGAAAAAAAGCGUUUUUCGGUGCCAUAAUGGCGGGCACAAAGGGCGAUGUUGUUUGUCACAAUCCUAGAGAGAUUGCACUGGACAGUUGAUAAUCUGAUGGGCGCCAGUUGCACGACACACUAGUUGCAGACAUCUGUUGCGAAGAGAGUAUUCAUUAUAAUUCCGGUUCAAUGAUCGCUGUUAGCCCGUGAGUUGUUUUUUCCAUUUUCGAACUCUGACGUGUGAGUCAACCUAGUUCUAAAUUCCAAAAUUCUCGCAGACGCGUGAACAGAGCAGUCUGUGAGAAAAAAAACGUACAUAGAGAAUGCAAUUUUUACACAAAGAAUGUUAUUUUCAGAAGAAAAAGAAGAAGUCACAUCUUCACUUCUUUGUUCCUUUUUUCUCCGGGCACUCUGUAAAAUGAAUUUUUGUGAUUCUCUUUUUUAGUCAUGAGUUCAUUUCUCCCGCACUUCUUAUCAGUUUCUGCCCGCCUGAAACAAAAACCACAUGUUUUGCAGCUAUCAUUUUCUCUUUUCACCUCAAUUUUUUCCAAUUUCCGUAUUUCCUAAACGUGAUGAAUACAGGAAAUGAGAGGGAAAUGACAUUCACAUUAACGCAAACUUCCGAUCCGAUUUGCCAGCGUCCCCCCGUGUUUUUGCCCACGCGCCUUCCCGCUUUUUCCUGGCAUUGGCUGUUUCUGAAGCUUUCGUGAGGUCUUUAACCCCUUGUUUAUAGCGCUCAUUUGUUUUUCAACGCCUUAUCCGCUCAUUAAUCCUUUGCGAUCAGUACAUCAUGAUUCAGACCUUUUUUUCAUUUUCCAAGGGAAGGUCGCAAGGUACACCUCCAUUUGUUUUUCGAGGACGACUCCCAUGGACAUCAGGGUCAUUUAAUGCAGUGUUUUGACCUCUUUCUUGUCUUGUUUUCCUCCUUUCUCGAAGCAAUUUCUGUGUUCCCAAGCAAAUUGAGUUUUCACAUGCCAAUUCAUGUUCGGUCCCCCUUUUCACUAUAAAAAAGAAGUCAUAAACCAUUCGAUCAAAAAAGUGCACUCGCUUUGCCCUCGCUUUGCCCUCGCCGCCACUUUUGACCUGUAAAAAUGGAAUGAGGGCCUAAAAACCAUUGUUCUUUGACCAAUUUUUCCGACAGACGCAAACAUCCUCUAAUUUUUUCAAUUUCGCUUCUAUGUGCGCGUGAAAAAAGUCAUUUUCUGAUCGCAAAUCUUUCAUUUAACUUUUUUCAGCAGAAGAGUCGUUCUGGUGAAGGCGGUCAGCUUCAGUCAGACGGUCAGCGAGUUCACUCUCCCAGAUCUGACGACGUUUGGAUUGGAAGGUAACAACGUUCAAGCCGUCCCGAAGACCGUCGAGUUGAAGACCGAAGAAAAGCAGGAACAACAAAAGGCGCGCAUGCUGGCCCUUUUGGAAGCGAACGCAAUGCCCAACCAAAACGGACCAAGCUCUUCGAAUUCUGGUCAGUUAUGCAUCAGAGUGCGGGAGGUGUACAGAGAUUAAUAAAUAUCAGAUGAGAGCUCAGGAAUAGUCAAUUAAAGGGAUCAGCAAGGGAUUUGGGGUUUAGUGAUAAGGAGACGUCAUGCGUUUUAGUCACCGUUAAUCCUGUCAAAACAUUCAACGAAUGAAUCCUCUAGAGUAUGAAAGUCAUUUCGUUUCGUUUAACAAAAACAACUUUGUCGCUGUCUCAUUAGUGAACACGCGUAAAACCUUCUCGUUUAGCGAAAUCGUUUACACCAGUUUGUGAGAUUUUAGUGCCUGCUGCUGAAGAAAGAACGGAAGUGAAACGGGAGAAGAAGAUGGAAGAAGAUGCAAUGGCUAAUAACAAAAUAGUAGCUCAAGUGAGAACGGAGAGAAAAGCGUCGAACGCAAAGCCAAAAGAGUUGCCACUUGAACCCGUCUGGAAACCGUUGACAGUGGAGGACUUGCCAAUGGACGAAGAUGAGGAUGAGUUCGGAAUCGUUGGAGUGUACAAAUGCGGACUGUGUAUGGUUGGAUUCGCCCCAGUGGUCAGUUCUCAAGUAAAAAACCGGGCUAAUGUGGUAUAUUUCAGAAAAAGAAGAAACUAAUGUUCGUAACACUUACUGAAAGAGCUCUGGAACUUCAUGAGUCUGAAAAGUCCUUCCGAUGCGGAAGAGCGGCUCGUCAUAUGGUCGACCUGUCCAUUUCAUUCAACGUUCAUUCAGAUCAUGUUAGCAAAACGAAUGAGUCCCUUGUAGAUCAAUUUGAAUUGCAGUACGACGCCAAAAUGAAGAAAUGUCUGUGCCUGAUGGGUCCGGAUGAGACUAUUUGUAUGAGACCGGAAGGAGGAAUUCUGACAAUUGAAGGAUGGCGUAGAGCAAUUGUGAAAGCAAUUCAUGAAGCCAGACGCAGGAAGAUGAACCGAACACCGAGACCGGAAGACAUUUUCGAUGCUGUUUAUGAUAUCCGUGUCACAGAUUUCAACAAAUAUCAAGAAAAGUAUAUCGAGAACGGCAAAGAGUAUGGAUUCACUAAUCUAUGCACCGUCAUCAGCACACUGGAAGGAAAGAAAAGGUUUGUUCUAGACAGAAAAAUGUGCCGUUUAAAACAUGCUCUGCAGAUUUUGCCUCUGGCCGAACACUCUCGCAAUUGUCGAUUUGUGCAUUGAACCGACUGCCUAUGGCCUUCCCUCUGCUGGAUUUCCAUGCUUCCGUGCUUCCAGCAUGUUCAUACUCGAUGUAAAUACAAAUUCGACGAAAAUUUCCCUCAAUCCUCCGUUUUGCAGCGCAGCACAGUCUCCUUCUAUGGCUUCCGUGACUGUUCGUUCUACAUCCGCGUCGGAAAAGGCAGUCCGUAUCGGGGAUUCGAGAUUUCGUUCAACGUGGACACUCCGGAAGUGUGCCGGGAGAUCCAUAACCGUCUUAAGGUACUCGCCGUACGUGACAUUGAAAACCGACGGCUUGAAGCUCUUAGAAGACCUAUGUUCAGGUGAGUUCAAAAGAAAUCCGUCUGAUCUGACCAUCUCAUUCUUGCGUUAUACUUGUUUGGCUUUGAGUUCCUCAUUCCCUCUGAUCCUUUGUUUCCCCCGCCUCCCUGAUUUGGUUGUUUAGCGAUUUGCAUGGAAUGGAAUCGUUGUCGGUUCCCUCCCCGCUGGCUCAUCGUAGCAAACUUUCGCUCGACUCGCCGGUCCUAACCGCCAGGGACCGUCGCCUGAUGCUCGGCAGAGACUGUCUCUCAUUUGCUUCCAUUGAAAGAGACGAUUCGGCUCCGUCCUCACCGUUCGCUAACUAUAACCGCCCACGUGGAUCGUUGGGCAAUUUUCAGGUUGACCAUUUGUCUAGGUAACAUUUUGAACUGAAAAAGACAGAAAACCGUGACCUUUGUGCAGACUCGACCAGCCACGUGGAUCAAUUCAUUCUCUCGGAAACUUUCCUAAUGAGAGGUCUCCAAUUAGUUUCCUCAUUUGACAUAUUAACCAUAAGCACGAUCCUUUGCUAACAUUUUUAAAAUCACUUUUGCAUGAGUUGUACAUAUUCGCUCCUUUUAACCAUGAGUUUUCCUCUAACCUCCAACAGGAUAACACAUAUUUCGUUUGUUGAUCACAUUGUCCACUUCUGUCGAUUCAAGUGUUUUUGUAAUAAGAAUAUGGUUUCCAGACCUCGCAAGCCUUCAUUCCAGUCUAUUAAAUUUGUCAAAGAGGAACCUGGGCUCAGAGAAGCCCUUCUGGAUUCUUAUAAAGAACGCGAAGCCAGGAGAAAGAGCUCGAUGCAGCAAAUAGAGAACGGAGGAGAACCGAUUCCAUACAGAAGAAAGAUUUCAUUGAGACCGGAAACAUUCGAUGAUGAUCCGCCGCCAGGGCCUGAACCGAAACCGGAAGAGGCUCCACCACCGUUAGUUACGAAAAGGGAGAUCAUGAAAAAUUAGGGUUCAACUUUCAGAGAGCCACCAAAACCAAAGAAUCCGCCACUCAAACUGAAUGCUAACAAGCCAUCCGGCGAGUUUUUGUUGUCGCUGCAACGCGAAAAAGAGCUCAUGGAAGAGGCGGCCAAGAAUGGAUAUGAUGGAAGAACUCAUAAUGUUUGUGCUUCUUACUGAAAAUAGUCAUACACUCAUUUUAUUUUCAGCCGGAUGGAACUCCUCGAGAAAUCAAGAAAGACUUCCUAGACACAGUUUGUCCACAGCCGGACCUGCCAGAAGUGGUGUACAUUGGGAACAUCAUCAACAGUCAGGACUACACCGUGAUGGGACCAGCGGAAUGGGGUAAACUGGAAGACCUUCCAAAAGAAGAGCAGUCCGAUAGUAACGAUAGCUGUCAGUCUUCCGCCGUGAGUGCAUUCUUUUUCAAACUCAAACAAUAAAAAUCAUUCCAGAGAGGAAGUACGUGUACUCGCAAUAAUCCGUGCAAGUCCCAUCUGACAAGCAGCACUCCGCUUCAGAACAGAGCUCAAUCGUUUGGUGCAAAUCAACUGAAAGGUUCAAAUCGUGUUCCACCGACUGUAAACUUGCCCGACUCGGAUAGAAAGAUUUCGGCCGCCACGGAAAGCCCUUCUAAUAAGUUGAACCUUCCUGAUGACGAUCCGAGGAAGAGAGCGUUCUCGCUUGGCAGCCGGAACUUUUUCAGGUUUUUGAAAACUGAUGGUUUCAAAGUAGAGUAAAUAAUGAUUCAGUGAUUUCCGUCGUCUCGUCAGCAAACGUCAUCGCACCUCGUCACCACAUCACGCGUCCACUUCCGGAAUCUCCGUUAACUCAUCGAAUGCUUCCCCGUUAUCCGGAAGUGUGAACCAUCUCGCGUCAUCGGAUAAUUUGGAAAAUAGAUCCGGAAGUUUCAACUCGGGAAGAAGCAGCCCUGCGUCAAAAGUUAAACCACUUUGGAGAGGUUCGGUCGGAAAGAGAAAUUCAAUUGAAGAUUUGGUCCCAAUUGAUUUCUCCAGGAUCGGCAGAAAGGAGUCCGGUCCGAAUCCAAGGUAGACUCUCUAUCUUUGAUCUCAAAGAAAAACGUGUUAUUUUAGAUAUCCAUUUGGCGGUGCUCCUCCGGGCUCAUCGGCCGGCGACCAUGAGAGAGAAUUGAGAGAAAGGGAAGAGCAACAGCGCAUAGAACGCGAGAGAGCUGCUAUUAUUUUCAAGCAGCGAGAGGAGAUGGAGGCGCAGCAGUUGGCUGACAAAAAGAAAGAAAAGGAGAGAAAGGCUCUGGAGAAAAAGGAGAAGAAAGAGCAGAAGAAGGAGAAAGAGAAAGAGAAAGAGCAAGCUGAGGAAGAAGAGAAGGACAAAGAGUUCCGUCCGAAAGUAGAUAGUGGAAUUGCUGACUGCACUCCCAGCUCGAGCUUUUCUGGAAAGAAAGAUGAAUGUGAGUCGAAAAAACUGAAACAACUUCACCCAGACAUAACGUUUUCAGCGGGCGCCAGCAGCAGCGCGUACUCUGACCCGGAUGGAAUCAAAUACCUUGCCGACCUGAAAAAGAAGAAAAAGAAAGAAGGUGAACGCAAAUCUUCUUUGACCGGCUCCGCCACCUCUUGCUCCUCUACCAAUACAAUCAUUCCGAUCGAAGAUAACAAGUGAGCGAUGAAGAAAGUGUGUACGGAAGAGCUCAACACUUUUUGCAGGGUCAUCGAGCACACCAAUGAGCAGAAAACAAACGUGCAAAUGCAACAAAUUGGCAAGGCUAUGGCAGCGGUGGAUCUCAAUAGGAAGCCAUCGGUAUGCGCCGAGUUGAUUCGGAAAUCGUCCGUGUGUGCUGCGAUCGCUGAAGAGAGGGAAGAACAGUCGGAGACCGAUUCGAGAGGAGAGCCGGCCGACAAACCAGGAUCUUCCACGGCUCCAGUCACCAGGAAGCAAUCGUCUUCGAAUUUGAGCAGCAUGAACCCAUUCGCCCGUUUGAGAUUCCUCAGUUUCAGAAAAUACAACUGA
Caenorhabditis sp. 36 PRJEB53466 is the source of this 7248-nucleotide messenger RNA. The record is from the annotation of a GenBank genome assembly. NCBI's taxonomy places the organism in Eukaryota, Metazoa, Nematoda, Chromadorea, Rhabditida, Rhabditidae.